AUGGCGUUCAACUUCAACUGGUCGCCGCUGACCGCGGACGCGAAUUUUUACACUCGCGCGCAGGAUCUCCUAACGACCGCUCUCAAUAAGUCGCCAAAGCCUCCGAUCAUUGUCGACGAUAUCAUCGUUACAGAGCUCAACCUUGGUUCUAUUCCGCCCGAGCUGGAGAUUUUGGAGGUUGGAGACCUGGCAGAGGAUCGAUUUCGCGGCAUCUUCAAAAUGUCUUACACCGGCGACGCCUUUUUAACGCUCAAGACCCGUGUUCAAGCCAACCCCCUCAACACCUAUCUUCUGACAAGGCCAUCUUUUGCGUCUCCAUUACCUUUGGCUGCAGCGACACCCCUUACCAUUCCUCUCCAAAUCACACUAUCCGACUUCAAGCUAUCCGGUUUCGUCGUGUUGGUUUUUUCGAAGCAAAAAGGGAUCACGGUGGUAUUUCGCAAUGACCCGCUGGAGUCGCUCAAGGUUUCCUCGACAUUUGACUCGAUCCCGUUCGUCCGGGACUUUCUCCAAAAAGAGAUAGAAGCGCAACUCCGAAUAUUGUUUAUGGACGAACUCCCAGCUAUAAUCCAUCGCCUAUCGCUGCGCUUAUGGGUUCCAGAAUAUCGUGAUGGAGAGGCACAAGAAAGUCAAGGGACCACCGCUACUACGGACGGUCCAGGCCAAGAUCCUUUGGCUAGUCCCCCACAAGACCCCGUGGACGCCCUGGGUCAUGCCUUAAACGAGUCGGAUAUUGCUUCGUUAUCACUUGAUUCUUCAGUUGAGACACAUUCCUUGUUCUCACAGAAGAACCUCUUGCGACUUGGUGCCCUUACCGAUUCUCAGAGGACUUUGUCACUGUUUACUCCCUCCAUCCGAGAGGUUGUAUACCGCGCAUGGACGUCGCCAUCUGAUACUGGCGAGGCUACUGCAGGCGUGUUAUCUCCAGUGAGCCCUGCGCUUUCAAGGACGCAUUCCCAAGCCGGAAAUAUGUCGUCUUUCCCAGAUACUGCUAGCAUGGUUUCAUCGCAAACUAGGUCCUCGGCUUCUACGCAUAGUCUAAGCAGCUACGGCUUGACUAUGGGAGCUAGUCGGCACUCUAAAGCGCACUCUAGGAAGAGGAAGAAGCGCGUCGUGGACCUGCGGCGCCCUAAGACGACUGACGACGCCUCGAGCGUGAGCGAUGAGAGUGCAUUUACCGAGUCAACCGGCACACCAUCCGUGUAUUCAGCACCCUUGCCUAUCGUGAGGGAGCAGCCUGAUGAUCCUGUAACGCCCCCAUUGUCACCUGACGCUGGGCUGGAGCUCCCGUCCAUUCCUGAACGGCGCCAUAUGAGCAUUUCUCGGCCUAGUUUUCGUCAUAGGCCCUCGUCUCUUGGCCAGUCUGGAGAGCCUUCUUCUUUUGACCCCAGGUCGUCCGAGGCCCUGGACAUUGAUGCAACUCCAAGAGCAACGAUGCGCUCUCGCGAUGAGCCCGACCUACAUACUGGGAAGGUUGAGACCGAGCCCCUGAGGCAAUUGCCUUCCACAAUUCUCCCUUUCGCGGAAGAGACGCCAGGCUCCAGUAUUGUUGAUCAAGCAUUAGUUGAAAGACUGGCCGGAGAAAUUGCGCGCCGCAUGCGAGACGAGAAAGUGUCCGACUCUAGCUCAUGCAAUCCGUUUUGGGACCGACUGAGCCAUCAGGAAACCCCACCUCCGGCCUAUGGUCACUGA
This is a messenger RNA of Aspergillus versicolor CBS 583.65, 1692 nucleotides long. Its product is annotated as MDM34 family protein. Gene Ontology annotation, biological process: mitochondrion organization; phospholipid transport. The coding region runs from base 1 to 1692 and encodes 563 amino acids. The record is from RefSeq and is a predicted model, not a curated record. Gene Ontology annotation, molecular function: lipid binding. The transcript has 2 exons. Lineage: Eukaryota; Fungi; Ascomycota; Eurotiomycetes; Eurotiales; Aspergillaceae. Gene Ontology annotation, cellular component: ERMES complex.